This is a messenger RNA of Oncorhynchus mykiss (rainbow trout), 3597 nucleotides long. RefSeq names its product serine/threonine-protein kinase 38. NCBI's taxonomy places the organism in Eukaryota, Metazoa, Chordata, Actinopteri, Salmoniformes, Salmonidae. The record is from RefSeq and is a predicted model, not a curated record. Gene Ontology annotation, biological process: protein phosphorylation. Gene Ontology annotation, molecular function: ATP binding; protein serine/threonine kinase activity.
UAGCCCACCCGAACAUGGCCCGGGAUAAUUUGGAACUCCGCGGGAGGGGCACUUCACUUCCCGUAAUUACGAGUGGAUACCGACCGUCAUCAGACGAGAGGAACAGAUCCGAAUUGAAUUUCAACGAUUAAUACCAUAACGGAGGAGGUAACCAUGGCAACGAGGGGUCAUUCCUCAUGUUCCUCGAUGAGUAACCACACCAAGGAGAGAGUGAACAUGGCUAUGGUGACCCUGGAGAACUUCUACUGUAACCUGAUAGACCAGCAUGAGGAGAGAGAGAUGAGGCAACAGAAGCUGGAGAUGGUGAUGGAGGAGGAGGGGCUGCCUGAUGAAGAGAAGCGUAUUCGGCGCUCCCAGCACGCACGUAAGGAGACAGAGUUCCUGAGGCUGAAGAGAACCAGGCUGGGAUUGGAUGACUUUGAGUCCCUCAAGGUGAUUGGUCGAGGAGCUUUUGGAGAGGUGCGUCUGGUCCAGAAGAAGGACACAGGCCACAUCUACGCCAUGAAGAUCCUGCGCAAGGCCGACAUGCUGGAGAAGGAACAGGUGGGCCAUAUCCGGGCUGAGAGGGACAUCCUGGUGCAGGCAGACAGUCUGUGGGUGGUCAAGAUGUUCUACAGCUUCCAGGACAAGAUUAACCUCUACCUACUCAUGGAGUUCCUACCUGGAGGUGACAUGAUGACAUUGCUGAUGAAGAAGGAUACUCUGUCAGAGGAGGAGACUCAGUUCUAUGUGGCUGAGACGGUACUGGCCAUAGACUCUAUACACCAGAUGGGCUUCAUACACAGAGACAUCAAACCUGACAAUGUACUGCUGGACUCUAAGGGCCAUGUGAAGCUGUCAGACUUUGGCCUGUGUACAGGGUUGAAGAAAGCCCAUCGUACAGAGUUCUACAGGAACCUCAACCACAGCAUCUCCAAUGACUUCACAUCUCAGUACAUGAACUCCAAGAGGAAAGCAGAGACCUGGAAGAGGAACAGACGCCAGCUGGCAUUCUCCACUGUGGGAACUCCAGACUACAUUGCCCCAGAAGUGUUCAUGCAGACUGGAUACAACAAGCUCUGUGAUUGGUGGAGCCUGGGGGUCAUCAUGUAUGAGAUGUUGAUUGGCUACCCCCCUUUCUGUUCAGAGACGCCCCAGGAAACCUAUAAGAAAGUGAUGAACUGGAAGGAGACUCUGGUGUUCCCUCCAGAAGUACCUAUCUCAGAGAGGGCCAAGGAUCUCAUCCUCAGGUUCUGCUGUGAGGGAGACCAUCGGAUCGGGGCGACAGGAGUGGAGGAGAUCAAGAGAAACCUGUUUUUUGAGGGAGUCGAUUAUGACCACAUCAGGGAGAGACCUGCAGCGAUCCCCAUUGAGAUUAAAAGCAUCGACGACACGUCAAACUUCGAUGAGUUCCCUGAGUCAGACAUCCUUUCACCCACAGCUGCAGCAGCUCCCACCAAGUCCCCAGCAGCAGCAGCUGCAGCGGAGGCUGACUAUAAGAAUAAGGACUGGGUCUUUAUCAACUACACCUACAAGCGCUUUGAGGGUCUGACAGCCAGGGGAGCCAUCCCUUCCUACACGAAGGGAAGUAAGAGAUGAACUGUGACCCAAUAACUUUUGCUGCAAUGGCCCCCUGAACCCCUCACCUCCCAGCAACACCCAGAUGUCUUCACUUCACUGUUCUAUUUCAUAUUACCACAAAUAUGAAAAAAGCUAAAUAUCAGUUUAUUUCGCCAGUUCAGUUAAACUGUGUUAAUGGGGUAAGUAUAUUCCCUGCAGGCCUCCUGAACCAGGAUUCAUUAUACCCGGUGAAUAAACGGUUGUGACCACUGUUUGACCUUUCUGCGAAUGUAAAACUUGAUCUUAGAAACUGGGAUAGCAGCUUUGAUUGAGUAGGACCCAAUAAAUCCUAACCUUCCCAGGUGGUUGAAAUGACUCUAACCUUCCCAGCAGCACUGAACAGCCGUAGAGCCGCCCCCUUUGUGCCCCUCCAGAACCUUCUCCCUAUUCCUCUCCUCAACCAGUCAGACUGUUCAUAGGAAAACGUCUCUACUGUUCUCUGGGAGCUGGCAGGUUCCCAGCAGUCUGUAUCACUUCCCCUGUGAUGUCAUCAGAUCACUGCUUGCCUUCAAGGGAGGAGUUAGACGAUUGCUAUUUUAGGGUUCUAUUUUGGGGAUUUUUGUGAUGUCACCAGUUAGUGAGUGAGAAUUUUCAACAAAGGACAGAACAUUCCAUCGUGGUCUUGCUACUCCUCUAGAAAUAUAAGCAAGAACCACUUCUCCUUUACUGCCUUUGUUGUGCCCAGUUAUUUUUCUUCUGUAAUUUUGUAUAAUACAGACAUUUUCAAUAAGGUUGAUUCUAAAUGCUAUUGUAUUGAAAUAGUAUUAGUUUUCAGGGAUAUAACUAAUGCUGGUUGUGUGUGUAUGUUGAGCUGUCUGAAUCUGCCUUUACCCAAAGAACUACAGGAGCUGUACAGUAGUUUAACAUUUGAAUCCCCCCUUCUUUAAUGUCAAGUUGUUUCAUUGCAUGGUGGAAAGAUCUGGACUUUCGCUCUCACAACUUACUUACUUGAUUUUUUUUACAGCCGGACUUUCUAAAGCUGGUAUUUAAAGAAAGGAUUCUUAUUUUAGUCUUCAGUUUUUUUCCAAAUAGUAUUUUUAACUCACAAAGGUACCACUGUUUUAUGAAUAACGCUGGUUAUUCAUGAAUUUCGUGUACAUUUUAGAACUUCCCUAAAUAUGGAAUUUCAACUUUCGUGUGUGUGUGUGUGUGUGUGUGUGUGUGUGUGUGUGUGUGAACUUGUUCUCACUUUACUGGAGUAACUACAGGAGACUUUACUAGAGUAACUAGUAAAUCAUCUAAUUACUAUGCCAUCUGGUAGUAGUACAGCUAUGGAACACUAACCCUUUGUUCAAAGUCUUAGAAUUUUCAAGAGAAUACAAUGCUGAGUGCUAUGUAACUUCUUAUGCUUAAAGGUAAUUCCCAUAUAGUUACCCUUUAGUAAUACCUUUGUAAAGUGUCCUUUCCAGAUGGACGACUGAAUGACGUUGAAGUGUAGUUUUCUACUCAUUCUAGUUUUCACUCGAGUGCUUUAAGGUGUUUUUAUUGCCGGAGAAGUAAGCCCUGAGCAGCUGCUUAGAAUGAUAGACACACAGGCUGCGUUUACACAGGCAGCCCAAUUCUGGUAUUUUUUUCACUAAUUGGUCUUUUGACCAAUUAGAUCAGCUCUGAUAUUGAUUUGAUGUGAAAAUAAUCUGAUGUGAUUGGUCAAAAGACCAAUAAGUGGAUACCAAUUGGGCUGCCUGUGUAAACGCAGCCUUACUACUGUAGUGCUGUUUGAAAAGGUACACGUGACAAACAGGCGGUACAACACUUUCCAUUAUGUCUGCUGAUGUGUUUAACAGAUAUCCAUAUGCAAAUGACUGCAUGUAUAAACCGCAAUCAUUUCUCUCUGCUGGAUGACACAUACAGUAUACUCUGCAUAGACGUGAGUGUGUGUCUUAUUGAAUACUUCUAUGAGGUUUUGAAUGUUUUCAGCUCAACCACAUUUCUUUGCAAAGAAAAAAGCUUUAAAUGCUAAAAUGAUAUCAUUCAAUAAAAGUUUUUUACAACUCUGUG